This is a messenger RNA of Penicillium soppii, 1242 nucleotides long. Its product is annotated as dihydrofolate synthase. Bases 1 to 1242 code for a protein of 413 amino acids. Gene Ontology annotation, cellular component: mitochondrion; cytoplasm; cytosol. Lineage: Eukaryota; Fungi; Ascomycota; Eurotiomycetes; Eurotiales; Aspergillaceae. The record is from RefSeq and is a predicted model, not a curated record. The transcript has a single exon. Gene Ontology annotation, molecular function: dihydrofolate synthase activity; ATP binding; tetrahydrofolylpolyglutamate synthase activity. Gene Ontology annotation, biological process: folic acid-containing compound biosynthetic process.
AUGAUCGAACUAGGAUUGAGCCGGGUCGCAAGUCUGCUUCAGCAGACUCCGCUCACAUGGAAGGCCAUUCACAUUGCUGGAACCAAUGGCAAAGGCUCUAUCAGCGCCUACCUAUCUCAUCUGCUAUCUACCGGCGGAGUGCGUUGUGGAAGAUUCACUUCCCCGCAUUUGAUCGAUCGAUGGGACUGCAUUACAAUCGGAGAGAAGGUGGUUCAGGAAUCACUGUUUCGACAAAUUGAAGACAAAGUCAAACUACGAGACCAAACACUAGGUAUCGGAGCCUCCGAAUUCGAGCUAUUGACCGCAACGGCCUUCGAGAUAUUCAACCACGAGCGUGUCGAAGUGGGCGUCGUUGAGGUGGGAAUGGGAGGGCGUCUUGAUGCUACCAAUGUCUUGAAUAAUGUUCUUGUGUCGGUAAUAUCAAAGAUUGGGAUGGAUCACCAAGCUUUCCUUGGAUCCACGAUCGGGGAGAUCGCGCGUGAAAAAGCGGGGAUCCUGAAGCCUGGAGUUCCUUGCGUAGUGGACAACACAAAUGAUGCAGAAGUGAUCGAAACUGUGAAGAGUCAUAUCCAGGAAUUGGGGAUUAAUUCAUCAUUUGUCUCUCCUGUGCAGUGUGCCGAGCUUGCGCCUUUCUUUAAGGAUUUGGAUCUAGAGCCCCACCAACAGCAGAAUAUGUGCUGUGCCGUGUCCGCCCUCAACCUUGCCCUACCCCAGUUGAAACCUCAAAUGGGGACUGCGGAUGUUUUCUCGCUACUCCCACGUCUUGCCGAUGUGAGAUGGCCAGGCCGUUUGCAAAAUCUUAGCCUUCGCCCUCUCAUUGAUCGCACAGCCCCUAUUUUACUUGAUGGUGCUCACAAUGCGCAGUCUGCUGAAGUUCUCGGCAAGUAUGUUGACCGCAGGAUGCGUUCUCUAGAAAAACCUGUUACCUGGGUCGUUGCUGCGUCGAGUGGAAAAGACCUGGCUGGAGUCUUUGGCUCCAUUAUCCGCCCCCAGGACCGUGUAGCCACCACAGAGUUUGGUCCCGUCGAUGGGAUGCCCUGGGUGCAGUCAACCGAUGCAGCAGAGCUUGCCUCUUCCAUUCAGUCUAUCCAAGAUCUUAGAGAGGUGCAGAGUUUCGGAGGCGAUUUACUCUCUGCUAUCCGAUGGGCCAGCGGUGAGGCCCAAGGAGGGCCUCUUGUCAUCGCUGGGAGCUUGUAUCUGGUCUCUGAUGUGCUGCGCCUGCUCCGCGAGUCCCAAAAGUGA